AUCAAAACGGGUUCCAAGCAGCAUUUUUGCUGUUGUCUUAAGCAGGUAGUAUCAGCUAGUCGUAGAAUUGUAGUGACUCAGUUGCAUUUUAGUCUCAGUCGGAUUAACAGAUCUACACGAUGAAGCCGGUACUGUGCAGUUUUGUUCUUCUGGCAGUUGUUUGCUGUUUGGUUCAAAGUGCUCCCACAGAAAGUAGUGUUAAGGUGAAGAACUCCGACCUCAAGGUGGUGGACCAGUCUAACAACCACGAUCCGGAAGAGUUCAAUUGGAGCUACGAGCUAAGUGACGGUCGGGAAGUGCGCCAAAAUGCGUUCUGGAACACCAAACCGGACGGAACGAGGUACCUGCAAGUCAACGGACUGUACAGCUACGUUGGUCCAGACGGAGUCAAGUACACGGUCAGCUACUUUGCCGACGAGACUGGCUAUCAUCCGACCGUGAUCGUUGGUGAUCAGCCGCUGUAUCCCGAAGGACCGCAGGACAUUGAUCCGAAGGUGCUGGCAUCGCUGCUGGGAUGAGUGAAUUGAGAACUUCCGUUUGGAAGAUUUGUGUAUGUACAAAACGAGGAGUUUAGAAAUGAUUUUGUGAAGUAUCUUUUUGAAAGACAAAAUUAAAACC
Culex pipiens pallens (northern house mosquito) is the source of this 618-nucleotide messenger RNA. Its product is annotated as endocuticle structural glycoprotein ABD-5-like. Gene Ontology annotation, molecular function: structural constituent of chitin-based larval cuticle. The record is from RefSeq and is a predicted model, not a curated record. Gene Ontology annotation, cellular component: chitin-based extracellular matrix. The coding region runs from base 120 to 518 and encodes 132 amino acids. The transcript is spliced from 3 exons. NCBI's taxonomy places the organism in Eukaryota, Metazoa, Arthropoda, Insecta, Diptera, Culicidae.